AUGAAGUUCUCAGGUCUGGUGACCUUCAGACAGGUGGCUGUGUAUUUCUCCAAGGAAGAAUGGGCUCUGAUGGACCCAUGUCAGAGAGCCCUCUACAGGGAUGUCAUGCAGGAGAAUUAUGAAACACUGAUCUCACUGGGAUUUGUGACUCCUGAGCCUGACCUGAUCUCACAGCUAGAAGAAGGAGAGGUGUCAUGGGUCCUGGAUCUCCAGGGCUCUGAGAAAAGCGACAUGCUGACAGGAACUGCAUAG
Gopherus flavomarginatus (Mexican gopher tortoise) is the source of this 252-nucleotide messenger RNA. RefSeq names its product zinc finger protein 707-like. The transcript has 3 exons. The coding region runs from base 1 to 252 and encodes 83 amino acids. The record is from RefSeq and is a predicted model, not a curated record. Lineage: Eukaryota; Metazoa; Chordata; Testudines; Testudinidae. Gene Ontology annotation, biological process: regulation of DNA-templated transcription.